AAUCCGGUUGUCGGCGCGACGCAAGCGCAGUUUAAAAAAUUCCCAAGAUUGGAGACACUGGCACCGGGCCUUCGUUGGAAGCUGUUUUUGCCGCAGAAAAUCAGAAAUCGCGCGGCACAAGGCAUACCGGUGGUUUGGAAACGCUUACGGGGAAAGUGUAAGAAGAAAGGAAGAAAGAACUGAAAAUUCCAUUUUCUUAAAAUUUAUAUUCGGCGUCUUUUCAACAAUUAUCUAUCUUGAACUAUAUCGUAAAAAUCUGCGAUAACGAUGGGUGAUCUGCCGUAUCUUGUUGAAUAUUCGAAAAGUGGUCGUGCAAGUUGUAAAGCAUGCAAGACUCCUAUCGCGAAAGAUUCUUUGCGGCUUGCUGCUAUCGUCCAAAGUCCUUUUCACGAUGGGAAGAUGCCAAAAUGGUACCACUCACACUGCUUUUUCACAAAAAAUCGCCCAAAGACAAUUGGAGACAUUGCCCAUUUUGAAAGCAUUCGCUGGGAAGAUCAGAAUUUCGUGAAGCAACACAUAGAGAAUAAUGCAGCUGGAGGUGGGGAUGUCGUUGACUCUGGAAAAGGAAAAGGCAAAGGAAGAAAGCGAGCCAGCAGCGCUGCUGUUCCAGCUACCCUUGACUUCAAGGUCGAAUAUGCCAAGUCGAAUCGCUCAAAAUGUCGCGGAUGCGAGGAAACUAUCGUCAAGGGAGAAGUUAGAAUUUCUAAACUGGAUUUGGAGAGCGAGGAAGCGAAGAGAUUCGACGGCUUGGACCUUUGGCAUCACGUUCCAUGCUUCGUGAAACUACGAAAUGAUCUUGAGUUUUUCGCAGGCGGUGAUACCCUUCCUGGAAUAAAGAGCUUAACGCCAGAAGAUCAGCAAAUGAUCAAGACAAAUCUUCCAAAAAUCCAGAGACCAGACAUCCCGCCGGUGAAGAAGAUCAAGGAAGAACCAGAAGAUGCUGCCGAGGAGGCAAAGAUGCAGGAACAGAACAAAAAAAUGUUUAAAAUCAGAGACAAACUAGGUUCACUGACUAAAACAGUUCUUCUGGAGUUACUAAAUGCGAAUAAACAGUUUCUUCCUGAAGGCACUUCAGCUAUUCAAGAUGUGCUGGCAGAUGCAAUGACUUUCGGAGCUUUGGAACCUUGUAAAAAAUGUGGUGGUCAGUUCAAAUUCAAAUCAGGGGUUGGGUAUACAUGCACAGGCGACAUUAGCGAAUGGACUAAGUGCGAAGAGGUGCAGCAUGACCCAAAAAGGAAGAAAUUCGUAGUCCCGAAAAAUCUCAAGGAAAAGAGCGAUUUCCUUGGUACCUAUAAGGCCAAGGUCGCGAGGAGGAUUUUCAGAAUAACUGCGCCCUCUACUUCAAGCGCCGUGAAGAAAGAAGAGAAGGCGGAAGGUCCAAAAGUCCAAUCAGGACCCAGGCCUUUAAAGAACAUGAUUUUCUUGAUCGCGGGUCGCACGAAAACAGACAAAGAAGUUUUGAAAAGGAAUAUUCUCCUUCUGGGCGGCAAGGUCGUAACCAAGCUUGACGAAAAUGUAACAGCCGUGAUUUCCAUUCCGAAAGAAGUCGAGAAGAUGAGCAGCAAAAUAGAAGACGCAAAAGAUCUUGACAUCCACAUUAUUUCGGAAGACUUUGUCGAGGAGGCAAAACCUUUAACAGAUUCCGCUGCCGCUGUCACUCUUCUCGAGCAAAAAAGCAUCUGCACCUGGGGUGGAGACCCAACCAUCAGGAUUUCCAAGGUAGCUGCCAAGUCAAACGCAAGCAGGGGAAAAAGUGUUUUCGAAAAGAAAUCAAGUUCUGGAAAAGUAAAGCUUCGUGUUAAAGGUGGUGGAGCUGUCGAUCCCGAAAGUAAAUUGGAGGAUGAAGCUCACGUUUAUCAAAGAGGCAAGGAGAAAUUCAACUUCAAUUUGGGUCUCACAGAUAUUCAGAGCGGCAAGAACAGUUAUUAUAAAAUGCAGAUUCUCAAGCACGAUAAAAAGGAAAGAUACUGGCUCCACAGAAAUUGGGGAAGAAUCGGAACUACGAUUGGUGGAGUGAAGACGGACAAAAUGGCAUUGGAAGACUGCAUUGCCGAGUUUGAAAGACAUUACGAAGAAAAAACUGGGAAUCCUUGGUCAAAAAGAGACAACUUCAUCAAAUAUCCAGGAAAGAUGUAUCCUCUCGACGUUGAAUAUGGAGAUGAAGCAGACGAUGAUAAGAUAUUCGAAUCGGAAGUUCCGAGUAAAUUGAAGAAGCCUGUUCAGGAUCUUAUCAAGUUGAUUUUCGAUGUGAGUGCGAUGAAGCAGGUGAUGAAAGAGUUUGAGAUUGACAUAGAUAAGAUGCCGCUGGGUAAACUCUCGAGGAAGCAGAUCGAAAAGGCUUUUGCUGUUUUGUCAGAAAUGUUGCAGUUGGUGAACCAGCCAAACCCGGAACGAAUUAAACUCGUGGAUGCUUCGAAUAGGUUCUACACCCUCGUACCCCAUGAUUUUGGAGUCUCGGAGCCGACGAUUAUUAGCACUCCGGAGGAAAUUAAAGCCAAGACGGAGAUGCUGGAAUCCUUGCUAGAUAUGGAGAUUGCUUAUAGUUUGCUCAAUGUGAAAACAGACUCUACGGCAAAUCCGAUUGAUGCGCAUUAUGAACAACUCAAUGCUGAGAUUGACGUUAUGGAUAAGACGAGCGAAGAGUUCAAGGUUCUUGAACAGUAUGUUAAGAACACUCAUGCCGCAACCCAUCAACAGUACGAAUUGGAGAUCGAGGAAGUUUAUAUGGUUAAACGGCAGGGAGAAGAAAGAAGGUAUAAACCAUUCAAGAAGCUGGGCAACAGGAAAUUGCUCUGGCACGGUUCUAGAACGACGAACUAUGCUGGAAUUUUGUCGCAGGGUCUGCGAAUUGCCCCGCCAGAAGCGCCCGUCACUGGUUACAUGUUUGGAAAAGGUAUUUACUUUGCCGACAUGGUUUCGAAAUCCGCAAACUACUGUUGCACCAACUCCCAGAAUCCAACUGGUCUGCUCCUUCUUUGCGAAGUAGCUCUUGGUGAAAUGUACGAGCGUUUCCAAUCAGAAUACGUGGAGAAGUUACCUCACGGAAAACAUUCCACUUUCGGUCGUGGUCAAACCCAACCAGAUCCUUCCGUAGUUUACAAGACCAAGGAUGAUGUUGAGAUUCCUUACGGGCCAGGAGUCCCAGCCAAACUCCCACAAAAAUCUGCUCUCUUAUACAACGAGUACAUCGUCUACGAUAUUGCUCAGGUCAAGACUCAGUACUUGGUCAAGAUGAACUUCAAAUUCAAGUACUGAGAACUCUAAAUCCCAAAGUUACAUUUCCAGCGAUUUGUUUUGCAUUUUUUGAUAUAAGAAAAAAAAAGUUUAAUGCUUUUCUAUUUGAUAUUACCAGUAUACAAAGAUAUAUAACUACCUCCAUCGGCAUUAGCCUUAAAGAUUUUCGCGUUAUAAUUAAGCGUUCCUUCCCUACGAUUGAAGAAAUCGUGAAAGAAUAAUGUCUUUUGUUUUACUACUUAACGUUCAAUUAUUUAUUAUUUUUAAGUGUCAGUUUAAUGCUUUUUUUGUGUGUCGGAAAUAAGAUAUGUUCAAAGACAUUUAAUCUGUUAGGUUUGAUUCUGUGAGUUGUUUCUUGUUUUAACGUUUAAACCUUUGAUUUAUAAUAAUUUAGUAAAAACGAUUAAACAUUGGAAGGAAUGUUGGUUAGGUCUUUGAAUGUUUCUUCAAGUUUCCAGUAAUUAAGUUGCGGUUCAAGUAAAUUUUCUUAAUUUUUAUCUUAUCUACUUCGUCAUAAACUGUAUUUUCGCUCCUUUUGAAAUAAAUGCAGGUGAUAUUUUUUUUAU
Messenger RNA from Belonocnema kinseyi, 3800 nucleotides. It is a transcript of the gene Parp1, whose product is annotated as poly [ADP-ribose] polymerase. Bases 268 to 3255 code for a protein of 995 amino acids. Gene Ontology annotation, cellular component: nucleus. The record is from RefSeq and is a predicted model, not a curated record. NCBI's taxonomy places the organism in Eukaryota, Metazoa, Arthropoda, Insecta, Hymenoptera, Cynipidae. Gene Ontology annotation, molecular function: DNA binding; NAD+ poly-ADP-ribosyltransferase activity; zinc ion binding. The transcript has 6 exons.